UUCCAUUUAAAGGGGCUGCGCCGCGGAGAGGGCGGGUGGUGCCGGCCGCGGGUGUCGCCCCGCCCCCGCCGGGACCGGGACAGCGACCGGGAUCGCCAUCGAGGUCUCGCGCCGAGCAGGGCUGCAGGAAUAGGACUAUGUCCACCAUGGUGUACCCAAGGGAGGAGAAACUGGACAAGCUGAGCCAAGAGGAGAUAAUUUCCAACACCAAGUUGGUAAUGCAAGGGCUGGAAGCACUCAAGAAUGAACACAACUCCAUCCUGCACAGCUUGCUGGAGACCAUCAAGUGCCUGAAGAAAGAUGAAGAAGCCAAUCUUGUGCAUGAGAAAUCCAACCUGCUCCGCAAGUCAGUGGAGAUGAUAGAGCUGGGGCUUGGAGAAGCUCAGGUGAUGAUGGCAUUGUCCAACCAUCUGAACGCCGUGGAGUCAGAGAAGCAGAAGCUGCGUGCUCAGGUGCGGAGACUGUGCCAGGAGAACCAGUGGCUGCGUGAUGAGCUUGCCAACACCCAGCAGAAGCUGCAGCGUAGUGAACAGACCGUGGCUCAGCUGGAGGAGGAGAAGAAACACCUUGAGUUCAUGAACCAGCUGAAGAAGUAUGACGAGGAUGUCUCACCUUCGGAGGAGAAGGAGGGUGACUCCACCAAGGACUCUCUGGAUGACCUAUUCCCGAAUGAGGAGGAGGAGCAUGGUCCUGGAUUGCCCCACCAGCACAGCAGUGCCGUGGCAGCUGCCCAGCAGGGAGGUUAUGAGAUUCCCGCACGCUUGCGCACCCUCCACAACCUUGUCAUCCAGUACGCUUCCCAGGGACGCUAUGAGGUGGCCGUGCCACUCUGCAAACAGGCACUGGAGGACCUGGAGAAGACAUCAGGCCAUGAUCACCCUGAUGUGGCUACCAUGCUCAACAUUCUAGCACUAGUGUACAGGGAUCAGAAUAAAUACAAAGAAGCAGCACACCUCUUGAAUGAUGCYCUUUCCAUCCGUGAGAAGACUCUAGGCAAAGACCACCCAGCGGUGGCAGCGACCUUGAACAAUUUGGCUGUUCUGUAUGGCAAGAGAGGGAAGUACAAAGAAGCAGAGCCAUUGUGCAAACGAGCCCUGGAGAUCCGUGAGAAGGUUCUAGGCAAAGACCAUCCUGAUGUGGCCAAGCAGCUGAACAACCUAGCCCUGUUGUGCCAGAACCAGGGCAAGUAUGACGAGGUGGAGUACUAUUACUGCCGGGCCCUGGAGAUCUACGARAGCUGCCUGGGCCCUGAUGACCCCAAUGUGGCCAAGACCAAGAACAACCUGGCUUCCUGUUACCUGAAGCAAGGCAAAUACAAAGAUGCAGAGGUGCUGUAUAAGGAGAUCCUUACCCGUGCUCACGUGAAGGAGUUUGGCUCUGUGGAUGAUGAGCACAAGCCAAUCUGGAUGCACGCAGAGGAGAGAGAGGAGAUGAGCAAGAGCAAGCACAGAGACAGCGCUCCCUAUGCCGAGUAUGGAGGCUGGUACAAGGCCUGUAAGGUUAGCAGCCCAACUGUGAACACCACUCUGAGGAACCUGGGUGCRCUGUACCGGCGCCAGGGCAAGCUGGAGGCAGCCGAGACCUUGGAGGARUGCGCAGUUCGCUCCCGGCGACAGGGCAUUGACCCAAUCAACCAGACGAAGGUGGUGGAGAUCCUGAAGGAGGGGGAUGGCACAGAGAGACGUCGGAGCUUGGGAGGCAGCGUCAAGUACGAGAGUGCCACAGACGGUAGCGAGGAAGCUUAAAUGCCUCCCGAGACUCCCUCUUUCCCCUCCACYGCAGUCACCUGGAUGUUUGUGUUGUAUCUUCCGACUUUUCCUCCACACCAUCCCUCCUUCCUCGGCGAGAACUCCACGCCAGUCCCCCAACCCUCCUGGCGUGCGAGGGCACCGCGACGCCUGCAGAGGAGUGCCUGGCCACGUGGCCCAGCUCCAGUCCCRUGGCCAGCAAGAGCAGGAAGAAUCUGCGAGGAGCUGCCAGCUCCCCCAGGCCAGGGUGACAGGCCACCGUCCCCUUGUGUGUCCCCACCCCUGGCCUGCCCUUGCACAUCCCUGGGGCCCAGGCCUGCGGAGGAUUGUCUUCACUCCAGCUUGCUGACUCCACUGUUGCUAGACAUCCUCAGCCCUCCUAGCUUGUUCCCUCCAUCUCCACAGAGGCGCGAAGAUGGAGGGCUGUUAUGGGACAGUGAGGCCUGGCCUAGGCAGGGCUGUCAUGUGCCGAGUUGCUUGCUUCCCCGUAGGCUUAGCUGACAUUAGUGCCUUGUAGCAAAGCUGUGCUGGUCCCCGGUGAGCUGGGCUCUCCCUGCAGCACAGGGCAGUUCCCAUCUUGCUCCCCUCCUCCCUGCUGAGUAACCCCAGAGCAAUGUGUCCAUCUCUCUGCAGGAGCACAGGGCAGCCCACAGAGCUACUGUGCAUCCAAGAUGAGGUGAGGGGACAACAGCCGAGGACUGUGUGCAGGAACAGGGACUGGCCAGCACAAACAUGUCUGGCUGCAACBUCCUGACUGGAUGCUACAGCCAAGUUCUUCAUCUGGCAUUAAGGGGUGAAUCAAGUCCCCCAUUGCUACAGGGUUCUUAGGUGUGGCUGGUGGGAAAAGUGGAAGUGAAGUUGUUCACUGUUCCUUGAAGGUAGAUGAGGGGUAGGAGGAAAGGAGAACUUUUUUGCGAGGGGCCAGACCCCAGACCAUUAGAAGUGGCUGAGAUGGGGAAUGGACUGGAUUAGAGCAGAGUGGUUGGGAGAAAAAGAAUGUACAAAGAUGGAUGUGAGGAAGCAAAGAGCUAGAGCUGGAGAUGCUCUGAGCAUGUGGGAGCAGAUGGGAUGGCUGGAGGGAGGUUGCCACAGGGGAAGGGACUGGAUUGCUCACAGGUCCCUAGCCAAGUGGGUGGGAAAUCUGUAACCCUGUUACUGAUUAGGAUCACAGUGCUGACCCUGAGGGGGUGUGGGGGUGGCUCAGUGCCUCUGAUGGCUUCAGGCCUUCACAGCAACUGAUGCUGUUAGUCAGUACUGGGACAUGGAAUGUGUCCYGAGCCAGACCUCCACUGUCUUGAGUCUCACACCUUUGGGUGUACACUCUCAUCCCGCCUCCUGUGGCCUUCCUGUCUGGGAAGAAAGCUGGGGAGGCUGCAGCCAGCAGGGUAGAGCCCAGGGGCCAGCGCAGGACUCCUCCUUAUUUAUUUAGCUAGAUCCUUUCUUUCACGCUAGUCCUCUGGCAGGUUGUGAUACUAAAUGUGCUUGUGUCUGUCUGGGCCUGGCUUUCCUGUGGUGRUGCAGAGGCCUUGGGGUACAUGCAUGCUGCUCCCCUGGGAGCUUGUGCUUACUGAAAGGAAGCUUGCCUUCAAGACCAUGGGGUGUGGAGUGCAGGGCUGAGUGCUCCAGGGCUGUACCUUCCCUGCCUCUCUGUCCCAGUGCUGCUCCAUGCUUCUGGAGAGUGGUGAGUUCCCAGUGCAGGGGGCAUUUGGACCUCAGGGCCACCUGCCCCUGUGCUUUGCCAUGUCCUGGACCUGGUGCUGUAACAACCAUACCUCUAAUUAAAGGUAGACUGACCCAAAUCGCUGCCCUGUGCUUCUUUCCAUGCUCUGUAGGCCAGCGUCGGUCAGCCCUGGGGUGGUGGGUGCAAAUGCUGCUGGAGCAGGUGUGGGGGUGCUUGGUGUCUGUCUGUGUGUGUACAGGGGCAUGUGCUGCCCCCAGGGCASCCCUCCCAGGCUGAGCAUUGGAGAUGAGAACCCAGCUCCACUGUGUUUCUCCCUGUCCUCCAAACUGGAGUUGCUGCUAACCUCGGCUCUGUAACCGUGUGUGGCAGGGYUGCCCUGGGGCAUCUGAGCUUGGACCUUCCCCAACAGGCAUUCCUAUUAGCCAAAGAAAUACCCCAUUGUGUCCCUCAGUGCUGAGCUCCACAUGCUGCCAAAUCCUGCCCAAGUCCUCUGCCUUCAUGCAUUUAGGCAGGGUGGGAGCAUGCAGUGGAGAGGAGCUCGGUGGUGGAGCUGCUUUUUCUUUUUUUCGAAUGCUCUCAUCCUGGUGGGUGCAAUGGGGUGGGGGCUCUGCGGCAAACCAAACCCAUAAAUGUUCUGGGUUAAAAAUAAUCUGUCAGAAAAGGGAGUGGGGGGAGAAGAGAGGCUAUUUUUAACCCAGCAUGCAGCAGCAUUUGGUUCUGGUGUUGGUCUGCAGUCAGUCUGCAUCACUGCAGCUGGGAAAUGUGGCUCCCUCCUCUAGCCCUGAUCCAAGGGCACACUUCRUAGCCUGAUCCUGCUGCCCCACAGUCCUGCUCUCCUAUCCCAGCUGUGUUCCCUCUUCCACUCCUGGCUUGUGUGCCCUGGGAAAAGGAGCAGUGCCUGGCACAGCAGUACYCUGCAGGGAGAGUGUAAGUCUGGUGGGGAGGCAAAAGACACCUCCCCAUCUUUGCUAAUGCCACACACUCACGUUCAGCUCAUCCAAACCCUGCCUGGGGUGCCUCGUGCAGGAAUUGAAUUGUUUACUUUGCUGCUUUUGGUGCUCUCUGCCCUUCUGGUGAGUGGGUCCCUUUGCAGCAGCAACACACGGCUCUCAAUUUGGAAAACCCUCAUCCCAAUGAGAAAGUGAAGAUGGUCAAUGCACAUGUUUUAUCCAAGAAGGGAUGAGAUAAGUACCAGGAGAAAAGUUUGCUGGUAGGAAAGGUCCUGCUCAGCUGUUAGAGAGCAGUCUAGCCCUGGAUCGGCUUUGGGUAAUCAGAGCAGAGAAGUGCUGGAAAAACCUUCCCCAGGGCCACAAGGGAGUGACCAUUGCUCACCUGCAGAGCUGCAUGGGCAGUCUUGAGGUAAUUGCUGCUGCUAGCCUGAGCCACAAAGCUUUUUGGUCACUUGGAGUGCUUCAAAGGKGCUCCCUCACAUGUUCCUAAGGAAUAAAGGGAGUUUGCCAUCACCUUACCUCAGGUUCUUCUGCCCCAGUAUUCCAGGAGCAGGGAAGACUGCUGUUAUCAGGCCAUCAGAGCAAAAGUAAUUCCACAUCAGCAGUAGUGUCACAACCUUAUGUAACAAGCAGGCCAGGCACAGGGGAAGAGCUGGUGCCAUGAUGACACGGGGGCAGGAUCUGUCAUACUGGCAACCUGCRUGUGGAGCUAAGUGCAGGAGGUGGGCUAGAGCCUGUCAGGGGCUGAGUACUGGGGAGGCAUGUGGGAGAAAGCAGGCUCGGAAACAAGAUUUCAGGCUGGUUUUGGUCUUCAGAAAAAAAACAAAAAACAACUGCCGAGUGCCACCCCUGCAUCAGCUAGAGGGGCUGUYUGCAGCUUAAGUCAGGGGGCCUAGGAGUAUGGUUCCCACUUAGUAACACAAUGCUGGUGCUGCCAAAUGAAUGCAUCUCCAGUGGAGCUGUCUGAACUGCUCCAAAGGCUCAAAGCUAAUUUUCUUGGAGGGUUAGAGGUGAGAGAAGGCUGUGUGUGCAAUGUGGAAUGGUCUUGUGUGAUGUGAGCCUGCGGGACCAGGGUGUGCAUUGGGAUGAGUGCUGGACAGAGAACAAAUAGUGAUGGUAUGGUGAAGAAGGGCAAGGGGAGGGGGAGGAUGGCCUCCAGCCAGCAGCAAAUGAGGAGAGUCCUUAAAGUAAAAGUCCCAGCAGCAUGGCCUGGCCUGACAAAAGUAUCCCUAAUCUUGGGACUCCCCUCAGGGCUUGUUGCCUUCCUGGCCACUGGGACCUCUCCUUGGUAGYUGCUGCUUGAGCUGUUGCAGAUGGAGGAACUGUGUCAUGUUUGAGCAGGGCUGUGGCAAUGCCAGUGCCAUUUGUGCUGGUGGCCUGGGGCACAUCAGCAGCCUGUCUGGSUGUUGAGCUUGCACUGGACAGGAGGGAGUAUCUGUUUGGAUGAGCGAGAUACAAGUGGCAGGGGUCCCUGACUCCAUGGUCAUCACGUCCUGGGGAGAACCAGGCUGAGGGGAAGCCAUGUAGUGAGCACUAAGCCUGCUUUGGGCCAGGGCUAAAUCCUCAGUGCAAGUGGGCAAGAGGAUGAUUGGAGCCAGUUCCAGCCACUCAUCAGCAGCAUGCCAGAGCCUGAUCGGUGCCACUCAGCCAUCACCCUGGCUUGUGUCUCUGU
Malurus melanocephalus (red-backed fairy wren) is the source of this 6051-nucleotide messenger RNA. RefSeq names its product kinesin light chain 4 (gene KLC4). The transcript is spliced from 14 exons. The coding region runs from base 138 to 1745 and encodes 535 amino acids. Lineage: Eukaryota; Metazoa; Chordata; Aves; Passeriformes; Maluridae. Gene Ontology annotation, biological process: microtubule-based movement. Gene Ontology annotation, molecular function: kinesin binding. The record is from RefSeq and is a predicted model, not a curated record. Gene Ontology annotation, cellular component: kinesin complex; cytoplasm; membrane-bounded organelle.